Phytophthora infestans T30-4 is the source of this 1674-nucleotide messenger RNA. RefSeq lists its product as uncharacterized. The record is from RefSeq and is a predicted model, not a curated record. Bases 1 to 1674 code for a protein of 557 amino acids. Gene Ontology annotation, cellular component: endoplasmic reticulum membrane; plasma membrane. Gene Ontology annotation, biological process: (1->6)-beta-D-glucan biosynthetic process. The transcript has 2 exons. Gene Ontology annotation, molecular function: glucosidase activity. NCBI's taxonomy places the organism in Eukaryota, Oomycota, Peronosporomycetes, Peronosporales, Peronosporaceae.
AUGAGCGACGAGUUCAACACUCCCAACCGCAGCUUCCGACCGGGUGAUGACCAUAUCUGGACGUCGCUGGAGAAACCCGACGGUGUGAACGGUGCGCUUGAACUCUAUUCGCAUAACAUGACUUCGACCAAAUGCGACGACGACGGAACGUGCUACUUCUACAUCAAGGCUGUCGACGAAUUGAACGUCAUCCACGUCUACAAUAUGUACACGCACCCUCCCGGAUUUGUGGACGCUUACUUCUUCUAUCGCGCAGCAAUGGUUCAGUCGUGGAACAAAUUCUGCUACCAGGGUGGAAUGAUCGAAACGCGCGUACAACUCCCGGGCGUCGUCGCACCCGACUCUGGCAAUCCCGAUCUUGCCAAGGGCAAAAACUCCAAGGUCGAAGCGACCAAGUACUACCCAACGUGGCCCGGCAUCUGGAUGAUGGGGAACCUUGGUCGAGCUAUUUUCUCGGCAUCAACGAACCGCAUGUGGCCGUUCUCCUACGACAAGUGUGAGCCGGACCUCUUCGACCCGAGGUACCAACGUAUCAGCGCGUGUAGCGACAACCCGGGCUACGGAUUGAACCCAAACCAAGGCCGUGGCGCCCCUGAGAUUGACGUGUUGGAAGGCGGCGCUACGCUUGUGUCGUCGUCACUUCAAAUUGGACCUGGUAUGCCUGAUGAGUACCGUGUUAUUGGCGUUAACUACUCAAGCGGAGACAGUUCGUCAUGUAUCUAUGCUGGUUCGUGCAUGAGUGCCGGCGCGAAUUACGUCGACGUCCCGACGGCGUACUACAAGAAGGAGCGUGGACACAAGUCCUGGUACCAGGGACUGCGUUAUUCAGCCAACAACUACUGCCAGCAGGACGCCGAUGCCAAGCAAUCGUACAGCACAAUUGCUGCAUCCGUGAAAUCUGGCAUCACUGAGAACUCGUGCUCGGUGGACAUUUGUCCUGGUUCAAACGACGUCAACGGCGAUUUGAGCUUGAUUGACGGCAAGGGCGAUGAUCACUGGGGUAUCAACACGAACGGCACCUGUUUCCCACUUUUCAACGUGUACACCGGCGCCUACUUGUGUGACCCGGACAACUCAUUCUACAAAUGUGCCCAGCCGCGAAAUGAGUCUACUACACCCAAGUCGAACGCCAUGAGCUCGUUCAACUAUCAGAUGGACGCCAUCUCGGCCAAUUGGCCCGUGCAUCUCGGCGCGUACAUGGAGUUUGUGACUUACCAGCUCGAGUGGGUCACCGGCAAGAACGGGUACGUGCGAUGGAAUCUCAUGGGUAGCCCGCUGUUUGAAGUGCCGUCCAAGGCUAUCUGGGAUAUCCCGCAGAAUACGAACAAAACGAAUCCGACCAAGACGAUGCUGGAGGAGCCGAUGUACCUCAUUUUCAACGUCGCGUUGUCGAGUUCGUGGGGUGCCACGCCGCCCAACCCGGGCAAGGAAUGCCGCGGCGACGGCUCCGAUAAAGAGGCCAACAAGAUCUGUGGCGCCUUCCCGUUGUACCUGAAGAUCGACUACAUCCGUCUGUAUCAGGACUUGGCAGAUGAUCUUGAUGCCGAUAACUACAUGCACGUUGGCUGUGAUCCCGAAACGCACCCUACCAAGAAGUGGAUUGACGCUCAUAUCGAUGAAUACGAGGACGACGACAAUAAACACAAGGAGGUACCUUGGGUAAGACGCUGUUGA